Zeugodacus cucurbitae (melon fly) is the source of this 1315-nucleotide messenger RNA. RefSeq lists its product as uncharacterized. The record is from RefSeq and is a predicted model, not a curated record. The coding region runs from base 52 to 1263 and encodes 403 amino acids. Lineage: Eukaryota; Metazoa; Arthropoda; Insecta; Diptera; Tephritidae. The transcript has 2 exons.
UAUAAUCGCCAACUGCAUUUGACAUCACAGUCAAAGUCUGUCCAGCUUAAGAUGGGUUUAAUCAAAUACGGAAUUUUGCUCGCAACGCUUACAUUAGCUUUAGCUGAAACGCAGAAUGAGUGCGUUGUGCCUGUUAGCUCCAAGGGCGAACAAUGGCCGUUGAUUUAUAAACCCAGUGGUGAAUUGUAUCCAGUACAGUUGGAUGCAGAGCAACGAUCAGCAAGUGUACACUUACCUGUCGGAGAAGAGGUCUUGCUCUCAUGUGGACCAAAUUAUCUGAAGAACUUUAAUCGUGCAGAGACGUUGAGCGUUAAAUGCGACAGCGAUGGCAAGUUAAAAUCGUUGACUAUUUCUAGUGGUCUUCAAAAUAAACCGAAACCAGCCAAUUACUUCGGCUGUGAUUUGCGUGUUGUCGAAGAAGUGCUAAGCACAGUAAAUGGCUGCAACAAUAGGGAUUGGACGCCGGUUGCUUAUGGUUAUGUGAAUCCAUGGGAUAAUCUAACACACAUAAUUGGUGAGGCAUGCUAUGAUGAAAACGAGGGACGUACCCGAUUCGCGCAUAUCAAGCUAAGCAGUACUGGUUAUCCACAACUGCAACGGCUACCAAAAUUCUUUCUCACAAGAUUCAAUCAUCCCGAUGGCCGUUAUAAAAGUGAACUUUUCCGCGGUCUGCGCUUCGAUGAAAUCUACCAGCGUGUACGUCAAACAUUGCACUUGAAAACCGCUCCUUUCUUACAUAUCGCCAACUACGUGGACGAUUUCUUCAUACUAAAUCCGCAAUUCCAAGCCGUAAAAAAGUUGGGUUGGAAUUAUUUUGUUUCGCAUGAUGAGCUGGAAGCCUGGACGGAACUCAAGCGAGACAUACUGGCACAUCAAAAAGCCACCAAAGAAGACAUGGACAUUUAUGUGGGCAGUCAUGGCGUACAGGUGCUAUACGGUCUUAAUGGUGAACAAAUGAGUUUCUAUCUUCAUCCAGAUUUGGGUGAAGAUGGAAAAUUCCCCGUGCCGGAGCUUUUGUGGAUUGUGGUAAAGGAAGAAGAUAAGGCAACGGCUUUUGGUGUGUACAACGACGCAAAUGCGAAUGCGGUUCACCGUAGUGUGUCAACCACGCCGCAUGCUCCAAUUUGUGAGAGCAAAUGUGGUGAGAUCACUUGGCUGUCGGAUGCAUUGAAAAAUAGUGGUGUAAUCUGUUGUAGUGUGUCACAAUUUAGAAAAGUUGUGAAGGAAGUGCCAGAACUAACUGAAGAAGAUAGUCUUUUGUAAAUAUGUAAAUUCAUAAAAAAUACUAAAUAAAUAAAGAAGAAAGAUAUAUAAA